AUGGCCAUCCCCUCCAACCCAAAGCUGGAAGGCUUCGACAUUAUCCAGACCCCCUUUAAGCACGUUGGAGACCAUGGCAUCCGAGCAGACAUCCUCAUCCCACAGAAACCACAUGCGGGGAAACGACCUACGCUCGUGCGCUAUCACGCAGGUGGACUGAUGAUGGGUGAUUCCCUCAACAUGGAUUUCUGGCCGCACUGGCUAUCAGACCUAGCCCUCAAGCACGGCGCGGUCAUCAUCAGCCCGAACUACCGGCUGAUGCCCGAAGCCACCAGCGCCGAGAUCUACAAAGACUUCGAGGACUUCUGGACGUGGCUGCUCUCUCCCGCGCUGGCAGAGCUGCUCGCCGCGCACACCACCCCGACAGAGCUCGACCUUGACCGCAUCCUCACGACCGGCGAGUCAGCCGGCGGCCUCAUCAGCGUGUGGACGGCGCUGGCGCACCCGACCGAGAUCCGCGCCGCACUGGCGGCAUACCCGUGGGUCGACACCGACACCACGGCAUUCGACGAGCCGAGCUCGACCGGGGGGUUCGGCCGCGACAUCCCGCUGUCGGUGUAUGAGGAUACCAUGGCUUCUGUGAAGCUCGGCACUCCCACCUCGUCUGAGGAGUCUGCGGCGCGCUUCGGGUUUAUGCUUGCUGCCAUUCAGCAUGGGAAGAUAUAUCCGCUCUUGCGGCGGGGGCUGGAGGAGUCGCCGUAUCGCGAUGUGUUGCAUCCCAUGCGGCGGCUGGAGGAGCCCGGUAUUCGCAUUCCUCGGGGCGGGAUUGCUGUUAUUCAUGGUCGCCAGGAUAGCAUUUUGCCCGCUGAGGGCGUGGAGAGAUUUGUCGCGCGUGCGCGCGAGGUUACUCAGGGCCAGCCUGGUUCCGAUAAGGUGAUUCUCACGCUUCGGGACGGGGACCAUGGCUUUGAUAUUCCGGUUCGGGUUGAGGAGCAGUGGAUGCAGGAUACGUUCAAGCGGGCGGUGGAGACUUGGUUGGAAUGA
Molecule: messenger RNA, 984 nt
Organism: Penicillium alfredii
Lineage: Eukaryota; Fungi; Ascomycota; Eurotiomycetes; Eurotiales; Aspergillaceae
Exons: 2
Coding region: 1-984 (327 amino acids)
Molecular function (GO): hydrolase activity
Source: RefSeq, a predicted model, not a curated record